AUGUUAAAACUUCCCGAUUCGCCGCCGCCUCCCGGUGAAGACGGAAAUGGCAUAAGGAAGUAUUCUUAUCACUUGGGUUUCGACCUCAUCAACAAACGGUAUAAGUUACUCAAGACAUGUUGUGGUUAUGAUGUGGCCAUUCUCACUGUCGGGGUGGACUCUGCUUGGAGAAUCUUAGAUGCCAGUGAACAAAUGAUAAAGCCUCCAAGUAAAUGGUUGGGUGGAAUUCUUUGCUGGGAGCAGAAUAGUUGUAGAAUUACGGCAUUUGAUCUGACUAAGGAGAGGUUUAUUCACAUUGAUCCUGUACCCCGAGAAGUAUUCCCUUCAGAGACGUCAUAUGAGUUGCAUCUGGUGAAUUUCGGACCAAAUUUAGUCGCGACGAGUAAAUCAACACAUUUUGAUACCAAGAUUCUACGUCGUUACCUUAAUACAACAAAUAAUGGAUGUGGAACUUGGCUAGACGAGCUACCAAUGCUAUUACGGAUGCGAUAUGUGCGAGAACGACGAGCAUUUCGAGUGGUAGGAGGGCCACGAGAACCAGAAUUUUUUAUGCCAACCUACAUGAACAGGAGGACUACUACUCUGGAGUGUGAUCAGCCUACGACUCGGGUUCAUCGAGAGGGUUGCGAUCAACACUACAUUGAAAACUUUCGAGGCUGGUCGUAUUUCGAGGAGAAUAUCAUCUCCUUAGCCCGUUUGAUGAGAACUGAUGAUAAUAGGACGAUUUUGGAGGUGAAAAAUAAGAGAAAGAAGAAGCAAAAGACGGCCUCUGGAGUUGAUGAUAAUGAUUUUGAGGAUGAGAAGAAGGGUGAUAAGAUGCCGGUGAUAAUGGUGAGGACUGAGGAGAAAAGUUUGAGAAUGACAAGGUUUUGGCAACAACACUUGAGCACUUACUUUGGUGGUGAUGAUUAG
Molecule: messenger RNA, 912 nt
Organism: Oldenlandia corymbosa var. corymbosa
Lineage: Eukaryota; Viridiplantae; Streptophyta; Magnoliopsida; Gentianales; Rubiaceae
Source: the annotation of a GenBank genome assembly